Messenger RNA from Panicum virgatum (switchgrass), 580 nucleotides. Its product is annotated as transmembrane protein 208 homolog. Gene Ontology annotation, biological process: vacuolar protein processing. The transcript is spliced from 4 exons. NCBI's taxonomy places the organism in Eukaryota, Viridiplantae, Streptophyta, Magnoliopsida, Poales, Poaceae. Bases 41 to 460 code for a protein of 139 amino acids. Gene Ontology annotation, cellular component: intracellular membrane-bounded organelle. The record is from RefSeq and is a predicted model, not a curated record.
AUGCUUUGUUGUUAUACAGGCUAUUUACAUAGUGGUGAGGAUGGCUAUAAUGCAUUCAUCCUUCACCUGGAAGCAUUGGAUUGGACUUAUGUUAACAUUUGCUGCAUAUUUUCUUCCAUACAAGCAACUUGCCAGUAUUGCCAAGCCAGUUUACUCUGAUAAUGGAGAACUACUGGACGGUGGCUUCGACUUGAGCACUGGUGGGAUUUGCGAGUAUCUGUAUGAUGUGAUCUAUAUCACUGUCUUCGUGCAGCUGAUGUCCCUUAUUUCUGAGAAAUUUUGGUGGACAUAUUUAGUGAUUCCAGCUUUUGCUGGAUACAAGAUUUCCGGUCUGUUGAGAGGAGCAUUUUCCAGCGGUGGUUCAGAGGGUGAAGUUGAAGAUGAGAAGACCAAAAAGAGAAGGGAGAAAAUGGAGAAGAAGGCAUCUAGGGGAAAGAUGAUCAAAACUAGGACUCGUUGAUAUACCAGCUAGGGCGCCCGUUGCUGGAAGGUUAGAUGGUUUAUCAUAGCUGCCCAACCAAAAUCCAAGCUGUUCGGCGAGUAUUAUCAUGAUGAGGAUGUUCAACAACCGGUUGCUCCA